AUGUCCAGUGGUCCUGCUGAAAAUGAAAUGUCUCCAAUUCCUAGAGAAAUAGAUCAGGGGAUAUCAACUUCUUCUGAAAAGAUACAGAAAAGUGAACAUGGAAGAUUCAUCAGUUAUUGUACACAGUUCUACUUAAGUACAACAAAAAACGAUAUAGAGGUGAACCAAGAUUCAAAGGAACCAGAUCAUGAGAAGAAGGAAGAGGAAGCAGUUGUAAGCAAAGAAAAUUCUGAAGGUGAACCAAAAGAUUCAAUGGUACCAGAUCAUGACAAGAAGGAACCAGAUCAUGAGAAGAAGGAAGGGGAAUCAGUUUUAAACAAAGCAAUAUUGAAGUUUAGUACAGUGAUUGUCGAGGAUGAAACAGAAUUAGAACAAAGAGAAAUAGCUAUGCAAAAUGAUGAACUUCAAGCUUCACAAAAAAGUGAAGAAUCAUCACAAAAGACAACAAGAUACAAAAUGGUUGCAAGAAGAACCCUACUGCUGCAAAGGGGAAAAAGGACACUCCUCCUUGCCCCUGUUGCUCCAAAGGGGAAAAAAGGUACUCCUACUUCCCCUUCUGCUCCAAAGGGGAAAAAGGGCACUCCUACUUCCCCUGCUGUUGCAAAGAGGAAAAAAGGUACUUCUGCCCCUGUUGCUGCAAAGGGGAAAAGGGGAACUCUUGCUGCCCCUGCUGCUCCAAAGGAGGAAAAAAGCUACCGGAGUGGUUGA
Molecule: messenger RNA, 708 nt
Organism: Chenopodium quinoa (quinoa)
Lineage: Eukaryota; Viridiplantae; Streptophyta; Magnoliopsida; Caryophyllales; Amaranthaceae
Product: FK506-binding protein 4-like
Exons: 8
Coding region: 1-708 (235 amino acids)
Source: RefSeq, a predicted model, not a curated record